Hemicordylus capensis (graceful crag lizard) is the source of this 2126-nucleotide messenger RNA. RefSeq lists its product as uncharacterized. The coding region runs from base 233 to 2068 and encodes 611 amino acids. NCBI's taxonomy places the organism in Eukaryota, Metazoa, Chordata, Lepidosauria, Squamata, Cordylidae. The record is from RefSeq and is a predicted model, not a curated record. The transcript has 20 exons. Gene Ontology annotation, molecular function: catalytic activity.
GUGGGGGGGGCGUCUCUGGAACAGCUCUUGAUCCGCUGCAGAAAAUCCCUCCAUUUCUCUCAGUGCCAACGAUUGGAGCGGAACCUUUCAGUCCCUCCAAAGCAAAAGCAGCAGCCCGGCUGUCACUCCUUCACUUCCGCCUCUAGCGGACGCCAAGGCCAAAACUGAGGGCAGGGCAGCCUAUUCGGACGCGUUUCUGUCGCGUUCCUCCCGCCGAAGUCUUCUUGGAGCAAUGGGGAAAGAGGAGUAUUGGCCGCCGCUGCUGGCGCUGCUGACAGGAGCCCCGCUUCUCCUCUUCUAUCUGGGCUUCUUACGGCGCUUCUCCGGGGUUUCGGGCACAGCCUUCCAGCGGCGAAAGCCCGGCCAAGUUGAGGCAGCCGGGAGGCCGCCGGCAGAUGCGUGGAAUCCCAGAUUAUCUGGCUUCUCUCUACGGCUGUUUGUGCACUUGGCCAACACUGCUUUUGGUCAGCUUUGUUUAGUGCCACUUUUAAUGCGGCUCAACAACUUAAUUGUCUUGCGCUACCUUGACAUCACUGAAGAUCCCACAUUCAUGCCAGUGGUUGCUGACGAAAGAAAAAAGUGUGGACAUGUGACUAGUGUUCUUCAUCAGCUGGUGGAAGCAAGUCCACAUUCAGCUAGCACUGCCUUCCGUUUCAAAGGAAUCCCAGAUUACUUGAAUUGCUAUCGAUCUGGGAAGGUAACGCCACUUCAGGUUGCAGAGAACAUUAUUGCUGCAUUGGAUGCUGAGAAAUCCAAUCCUCGCCUCCGAGCAAUUGUUCAAUCAAGUAGGGAGGAGAUAAUCAAGAUGGCCAAAGCCUCUACUGAUCGCUAUAGAAACAGAAAACCCCUCUCUCUUCUGGAUGGAAUCCCAGUGUGUCUUAAGGAGGAGAUUAAAGUGGUGCCCUAUCACCACCGAAGUGGAACACAGUACUUGGACACAAAGCCAGAGACUGAAGAUGCCACAGUGACCAGGAAACUGCGGGAGGCUGGUGCUGUUAUUAUUGGUGUCUCCAAUAUGCAUGAGUUGGGUACUGGAACCACUGGCUGUAAUCCCAACAGAUAUCAUGGUACAGCUAGGAACCCUUACAACCCUCAGCAUUUCACUGGUGGCAGCUCCAGUGGGUCAGCAGCCGCUGUGGCUUCAGGCCUUUGCCCACUGGCCAUUGGCACAGAUGGGGGCGGUUCUGUGAGGAUCCCUGCUUCCUUCUGUGGCAUUGUGGGACUAAAAGGUACAUUUGGACGUAUCAGUUGUUCUGGCUGUCACCCACUCUCAUAUUCUACUGUUAGCCUUGGUCCUCUCUGUACUUCAGUGACAGAUGCGGCUAUUGCUUAUAGUAUUCUGGCUGGGCCAGACACCCUGUAUCCAUAUGGAUUAAGCCAACCAGAACUCUUCCUCUCUGAAGUCCUCACCCCUGAUUUGAAGGGUUUGAAGUUGGGGAUUGACUGGACUUUUUUUAAGGCUUGUGAUGUGGAAAUUGAAAGUGUCUGCCGAAAAGCUGUGAAGUUCCUAGAGGCCUUUGGCGCCUCAGUGGUCAAUGUUUCCUUGCCGGAGAUGGAGGAGGUACGAGCGGCUCAUGUCAUCUGCAUCCUUGGCGAAAUGAGGGACUUCCUGCAGCCUGACUUCAACAAUCACUUCCAGGAAAUGAAUCUGGAGACGCGAUUGAAUCUUGCACUUGCUUCUCAGUUCACAGCUCUGGAUUAUAUUAAGGCAAAUCGGCAACGGAGCCGCACCAUGGCUUUCCUGCAAAAUAUGUUUAAGAGUGUGGACUGUUUCCUGACUCCAGGUACUGCAUGUCCUGCCCCAAGAAUUCAGGCCUCGGAUCUCCAGACUGGGUGUAGUGAUGUCCAGACAACGCUCAGGACUAUGAGAUAUAUGCAGCUGGCCAAUUUGACAGGCAUUCCAGCACUGGUGGUGCCAGUUGGAUACACUGGUUCAGGACUUCCAAUCAGUCUUCAGAUCAUGGCAAAAUGGUGGGAUGAAGCCCUGUUGUUGCAGAUUGGCCUGAAGCUGGAGCAGUUUCUUGACAAAACAGCAAAACCAGCCAUUUAUUAUGACAUUCUUGAAUGAUGGAUGCAGCUGCAGGAUUCCAAGAUCACACCAAUUCCAAUAAAUAUGGUUACUUUUA